UAAAUGUAAUCGGUGGUAUUGCAUCUGAUUUAAAAUCAAAAAUACUCAAUGUUAUCUCCAGAAAAAGUAAUGGGCUUAGAAAAAAUUGUAAAACCUCUUCUAAGAAUGGUUCCUCGGCGUUAAGCAGUGUUGUCAAUGGUGGGAAUAAUGGAACUUUUAAUGCUUAUUUGUUUGACAUCCCUCUUCAUUCUGAUUCUUUUGUUCCAUCCGAAUUUCCAAUGGCAAGAUCUUUAUCUGAUAAACCUCAUGUACUAGUCCGUUCUGAGCUCACCUUAAAGAAACUUCAAAAAAAAAACUCUUGCGCUCCAGAUAUUCCUUCUCCUUUAGGUCCAAAUCGACAAAAAGAAUGGAUAAAGUCUAUAGAUUAUUUUCCUUCGGAACGCCAUUCAAAACGCAUUAAAUCAAAACCUAAACUUUCGAUGAGUGAUAAGAUGAUUGAAUCAACUGCUGCUUAUCGUGUAGGAAAAAAAUGUCGUGGUUGGCAAAAUGGCGAUGCUGAAGAAUACGCAAUAAAAAGAUUACAGGGAAAACCUAAUGAAACUAUAGAGUUUGUUUCUUUUAGUGAUGAUGGGAUAGAGUAUAUUCAGGUUAAGGAUAUAAACGUACGAUUAGACCAAGAACGUCCGAAUUUAAUUCGUAAAGAAAGAGGUUACUUUUGUAGUAAUCCAAAUAAUUCUCCUGCUGCUGUUUUGAAAUGUGCUAGGCAGUACCUGUGCAUUCUCUUAACGAUUAAGAAAAAGAUGAAUCUAUAG
Racocetra persica is the source of this 752-nucleotide messenger RNA. The record is from the annotation of a GenBank genome assembly. NCBI's taxonomy places the organism in Eukaryota, Fungi, Glomeromycota, Glomeromycetes, Diversisporales, Gigasporaceae.